AGUUCACUUAGACUCAGCAAAGCAGAUUGUGUAGAAAGAUGAGCCUGAUCUGGAUCUUUUCCGUCAUUCUGCUGUUCGCUCUGGCAGCAGACGCUCAGGUCAUCAUGCCUGGUCGUUGCCCAAAUGCUGCAGUGCAGGAGAAGUUUGAUGCUGCAAGGUAUCUUGGUAAAUGGUUUGAGAUCCAGAGGCUGCCAAACAGCUUUCAGCUGGGUCACUGCUGCACCGCCACCUACAGCCUGGAGAGCGCCGGUGUCGUCGGUGUCCUCAACAGGGAGCUGCUCGCUAAUGGGACCAUCAGUGAAAUAAAUGGGAUUGCCAAACCCAGUCCCAUCGAACCUGCCAAACUGCUGGUCUACUUCUUUGAGGAUGCACCCCCGUCUCCCUACUGGGUUCUGUCCACCGACUACGACAGCUACGCUCUGGUCUACAGUUGUACGGAUCUGGGUGUGAUCCAUGUGGAUUUUACCUGGAUCCUGAGCAGGACGCCUACUCUGCCUGAGGAAACUCUGCAGGAGCUGCACAACAUCCUGCUGUCCAACAAAGUCCAAGUGAACAAGCUGCUCUCCACCAAUCAGGAUGAAGCUUACUGCAGCGUCAUGAACCAGUGAAUGAGCAGUCUUUGAAUCUCUCUGAAUAUUUGAGGUCAAUGUAAUAAAACAGAUUGAUUUAGACAAA
Messenger RNA from Nothobranchius furzeri (turquoise killifish), 675 nucleotides. RefSeq names its product apolipoprotein Da, duplicate 2 (gene apoda.2). The record is from RefSeq and is a predicted model, not a curated record. NCBI's taxonomy places the organism in Eukaryota, Metazoa, Chordata, Actinopteri, Cyprinodontiformes, Nothobranchiidae. Gene Ontology annotation, cellular component: cytoplasm. Gene Ontology annotation, molecular function: lipid binding. Gene Ontology annotation, biological process: lipid metabolic process; response to reactive oxygen species; tissue regeneration.